AUGUUUAACUUUAACCUCAGCGUGUACAUAAACAUAGGAUCUAAUCGGUACCCAACAUUUGUAGUGUGCUUUCUGCUAUUUACAAUUAUUGUUUCUGCUAAUCUUGUUAUAAUUCUGGUGAUAUCUUGUGAAAGAGCACUUCAUGAACCCAUGUACAUUUUUAUUGCAUUUUUAUCAAUCAACUCUCUCUAUGGUUGUACUGGCUUUUAUCCCAAAUUCCUCAUUGAUCUACUGUCUACUUUUCAUGUUAUCUCUUAUGCUGGAUGUCUUCUGCAGGGUUUUGUGUUGCAUUCAUCAGCUUGUGCUGAUUUCUCCAUUUUAGUGUUAAUGGCCUAUGACAGAUAUGUGGCUAUAUGUCGACCUCUGAGAUAUGUGGCUAUAUGUCGACCUCUGGUAUACCACUCUGUGAUGACUACACAAAGAGUAUGUGUGUUUAUAUUUUUUGCUUGGCUCAUACCCCUUUAUUUGGUGUUUAUGAGUUCAAUAACAACAGCAAGGUCAAGGUUAUGCGGCUCACACAUACCAAAAAUCUACUGUAUUAAUUUUUUGGUUGGUAAACUGGCUUGUACUACCUCCAUAGCAAAUGGUCUUCCUGCAGGAUGCAGUGCUGCUGCCGAACCACACAGUGAUGCAGCUGAUCAGGAUGCUCUCGGUGGUUCCACGGUAAAAAGAGUGCAUGGAGAGGUUCUCAGUGAGGCGCACACCCAGGAACUUGGUCCUGCUCACUCUCUCCACAGCGGCACCGUUGAUGGUCAGUGGAGGGUGCUGGGUGGAGGCUCCCUGGAAGUCGACAACAAUCCCCUUCGUCUUCUCCACGUUUAG
Larimichthys crocea (large yellow croaker) is the source of this 822-nucleotide messenger RNA. Its product is annotated as olfactory receptor 1D2-like. The record is from RefSeq and is a predicted model, not a curated record. Gene Ontology annotation, molecular function: odorant binding; G protein-coupled receptor activity; olfactory receptor activity. Gene Ontology annotation, biological process: detection of chemical stimulus involved in sensory perception of smell; G protein-coupled receptor signaling pathway. NCBI's taxonomy places the organism in Eukaryota, Metazoa, Chordata, Actinopteri, Sciaenidae. Gene Ontology annotation, cellular component: membrane.